AUGACGAGCCAGUUUCCUUGGGACAAGCUAAGAGCAGAGACCCUACGAACGUUAUGCAAAGAGCUGGGUUUUCCUGCAAAAUUGAGCAGAAGGGAUGAGAUGAUCAAGGCACUCGCGGCAGUUCAGGAGCACGGCCUGGAAGAAACCUUGGAACGCUUUGAUGAGCUCGUGCCCGAGGGAGAGGCUCCUGCUGCAGCGGGUACUACGACCACCGCGUUCCAGCGGCCGAAACGUCCUAGGAAGUCGGAUGCGGAGGUAACGAUGUCACGUAAUGUCAGGAAGAAGGGAAUGGAGCUGCGAUCAGGUCUGCGUGCGGAUGGUGGGCAGCUCAAGAAGAGACGGAAUACAUUUGAUGGGGUGGUCAUCGAGAGUAAGAAGCCCGACGCGACAGCGCCUCCCGUCACCACGCGUCGGAGAGCUGCACCCCCACGAAAGAGACGUAGAACUGCCACUAAAGCGAAGGAGUCUCGAGCGAUUGAAGAUGAGGAAGACGAAGUAGAUGCGCAGCCUGCGGAUGAGAAUGAGGAGGGAGCGGAAGGGGCUGGCCAGGCAAGUGAUGCGCAAGUGCCGGUGUCGUUCGCUGCUCUAGCAGAUAAUGACGCCGAUGGUGAAUCCGAAGGUGGCGCUGACCGCGACCGCGUCCUCCCCAUCGCGAACAGUUAUGUCGUGAACGAAGUGGUGAUUACUGAAGUUAACGGAUCCAAUUCCCAUAGUGAAGCCCGCGGGGACAGAUCGCAGACUGACAAACACCUCUAUUUCGACCGUGAUGGCCCGAGAGAAGUGGAAAGCCCGUGGUCGAGAAAACGCCAGAGGCACGACGACUAUCCACGCAUCUUCAAGUACGAGGACGGCAGUGGACAUGAGGAUUUUUCUCGGGAUGCGAAGCGGGAGAAGACAGAUGGAGACGACAGGAGUGAGACAGGAGUGCACGAGCUCCGUAUCAAAGGGGCGAGUCGAAGAAUGGAGAACGAUGAGGACGAAAUUUUGCCGCGCCACCAACAGGACGCAGCUUCAGCCCGCGACGACGCAAACAGGGAGACUCAGAGUCGCAGCAAGCAUGGCUCUGGGCUGGUCCGCCGUCCGUCUGUAAUGAAGUUAUGGACAGCCGUGUCCGAUCAUUUGGGACAUCUUUGGCCGCAAGCACCCCAGGAAGGCCCUCCUGAAGCGCCUGGACCGUCCGCAGAAGAACAAGAAGCCGGUGAAUCAUCAUUCACGUACCAAGAAGAACUGGUGCUUGUCCGGGCGGAGCUGGGAGAAGCCACGCGUACAGCAGCAGAGUAUCGUCUCAAGGAGGAGGAGUCCCAACGGCACCUUGCCGAAGCUCGCGCAAUGCUUCAGCGUGCCGAGCAGGAAAAGGUCGCGGCGUUGGAGAGUCGUGAAGAGAUUUACGAAACAGCAAGGAAGCAAGAAGCCGAUUGUCACAAGCUUCAGCAGGAGAAAGCGCGACUUCAGGCUACUCUGGCUAGCAAAGAUAGGCAGCUGAAGGACGUUGAGCGCUCCUACGACUCCCGUAUUCAAGGUCUGCUGGAGGAGAAAGGGAAUCUCAAACGAGAACUGAAAGCACAGAGAGCGAAGUCACAGCCACGGGGGCAGGCCUCGUCCGUCCGGUCCACAACUCCUGUAGACUUCGAGUCCGGCCCCGACCAAGUGUCGGAGAUGUUCCUAAAGAGCCAGGCACCGUUCUCCGUUGAGAGCAUCAAUACAGCUGUGGACGACCUGGUGAUUAACAUCAUGGAGAAGGCCGGUGAACUGUCGGCGGCUUUUGCUGGAGAUACGGCCGCUGCAGGACUUGCAGAAAUGCAUGCGCCCGACUCAACUCCAAAAUCCGCAGGCGCCCUGGAAAACGCAUUACAGCCUCGGUACGAAGUUGAUCAAGAAGGCCGAGAGCUGUUGCUUGAUGCUUUAUUGCAUCAUGAGGUGUUGUCUGAUAUCCACCACGUCUUCUUUAGCAUCAACACAUCCACCGUCAACUUCCAGGGCGCUUCUCUUCUAGAUGAUUUAGAAAGGCGGUUAGGCAAGAAAGAAUCCUGGAAGACUGUGCAAAAGUGGCGUUCCCUGACGGCAGUGUGUACUGAAGAUCUUAUUGACCCUACAAUGUCCGAGGAAGUCGGUCGGAAUAUGGGCGAAAGGGUGAUAGAGCAGGUCGCCCUUGCUUAUCGUGUCCCGGCCCAGGUUUUGGACUCCAUGCGGGAGGACAUAUUUUCGGGGCUAUCUACAACUUACAAGAUGGCUCGCGAGCUCUCGCUUGUGAUGAAACGCGAUGUAUUAGCAGUCCGCUUGAUGGUGGGGGCCGUUUCGGAGGGAACUUUCGACCAUCGCGCGGUCGAUAGUCAGUGGCCUGAAAUGGGUGUCAAGGAAGGCGAUCGCAUUGUCGGAGCGUAUGGGCUAGGCUUAUCUAAACUAAGCGCAGAUGGGCGCCUGCAAUCCCUGACUCGUCCAAAAGUUGUCACCGAGGCAUUAUUCCGGCAGCUCUCUCCUGCAUGA
Molecule: messenger RNA, 2484 nt
Organism: Gloeophyllum trabeum ATCC 11539
Lineage: Eukaryota; Fungi; Basidiomycota; Agaricomycetes; Gloeophyllales; Gloeophyllaceae
Exons: 9
Coding region: 1-2484 (827 amino acids)
Source: RefSeq, a predicted model, not a curated record